AUGCACGCUCAGGUCUUAUCUGAAGCGUUGCUAGCAACUGCUAUAGUGGACCUUGUAAACAAACAAGGAAAGAUUAAGCAAUGCCGAGUAUUUCUGGAUGCAGGAUCUCAGGCACACUUUAUCACGGAAAAAACUGCUAAUUUUUUAAAUCUAGAUAAAAAACCGAUCAGCCAGACAAUGCCGUCCAUUUUUAUAAAUGUAACUCAGCUUGAAAUACCAAAAAACAUAUCCCUCGCGGACCCAGAGUUCUACAAGCUGUUUGAGGUCGAUGCUCUAAUUGGAGUAAAGCUUUUUUAUAAGCUCCUUAGUGUGGGACGAAUUUCCCUCAAAAAUCAUCCCGACGCUGUUCUGGACAAAACGCUGCUUGGUUGGAUAGUUGUUGGAGAAAUAAACAGCAAUUUGAGCGUUUCCAAUGUGUCGUGUCAUCUUAAUUUAAACUCACCAUCGUGUGAUAUAUCUUUAACCCGAUUCUGGGAGGUGGAAGAAAUUCCUUCUGUUGUUAUCUUAUCUUCGGAAGAAAGGGCUUGUGAAGAGCAUUAUAAACUCCAUACCACUCGGACUGUAGAGGGCCGGUACGUAAUUCGCUUGCCGUUCAACAGCAAGAAGAGCAGACUAGGCGAUUCACACUCAUCAGCCUUAAAAAGAUUUUUCUCUCUAGAAAAGCGGUUUCAGAGAGACCACUCACUCAAACAUGACUACCUUGAGUUUUUGCAGAAGUAUAAAGAAUUGGGUCACAUGUCGGUGUCUGAUGAUCCUGCUGAAGCUCAUUCAGGGUUCUAUCUUCCUCAUCAUGCUGUUCUAAAGGGUGACAGCAUAACUACCAAAAUCCAUGUGGUCUUCGACGGUUCCGCGAAAACCUUUACGGGAAUUUCCUCGAAUGACACGUUAAUGGUUGGUCCAGAACUUUAG
Microplitis mediator is the source of this 909-nucleotide messenger RNA. RefSeq lists its product as uncharacterized. The transcript is spliced from 2 exons. Lineage: Eukaryota; Metazoa; Arthropoda; Insecta; Hymenoptera; Braconidae. Bases 1 to 909 code for a protein of 302 amino acids. The record is from RefSeq and is a predicted model, not a curated record.